Molecule: messenger RNA, 1329 nt
Organism: Coccomyxa subellipsoidea C-169
Lineage: Eukaryota; Viridiplantae; Chlorophyta; Trebouxiophyceae; Coccomyxaceae
Exons: 7
Coding region: 1-1329 (442 amino acids)
Biological process (GO): mRNA 3'-end processing by stem-loop binding and cleavage
Cellular component (GO): U7 snRNP
Molecular function (GO): U7 snRNA binding
Source: RefSeq, a predicted model, not a curated record
AUGGAGAGAACCAUAAGCACCACAACAGCAACAGGGACAGGAGAAGCAGGGGCCAGGAGAAGGAGGAAUCCAGGGCAGAGCGGCGUGGGCACCGGCAGAGAGAAGCAGAGCGGGAGCACCGCCGCAGAGAGGAAGACAAGAAGAGGCAUUCUCCUGAGGAUAGGUGGAGAGACAGGGACCGCGAAGAGGAACAACGAGCCAGAAGGCGCAGGAGCGAGGAGCGUGAAAGAGCAGGGCAGCACAGCGAGGCCGCGGGCAGCAGGCGCAGAGAUGGUGACAGCAGCAGAGGCAGAGGGGAGGACAGUGGGCGUGACAGGGACUCAGAUGCUCGGGAAAGUAGACACCUACGAUAUCGCUCGCCAGCCAGGCAUGCUCAUAGCGGCAGAUCCCACAGUGAGCUGCCCAGGCAGGAGCACCGGAGGGCAGACAGACGGCAUGACAGGGGCCCAGAGAAGCACUAUAGGACAGAUUGCCGGGGGCAGAGCCGUGGCGAGAGGCGCGCCAGUAGCCGCGACGGGCGCCAUAGCCGGGACAGAGAUCUCAGGGAGGCACGAGAGAGAUAGAGGCGGGCGGCUGUUGGAAGAAACAGCUGCAGGGCACACCGAGGGCGGAGUUGAGAGCUCGCACAGAUCUCGCCUGUCAAGGUCAGUUAAGGAGAUGGCAGAAGCCAAGGAGGCCCCCAGUACCCUUGAAUAUGAUGCCACCAUGGACUUCUUCAGCCCCCAGUUUGACGCUGCAAAGGCACUGUCCACUCCAGGCCUCCUGCCUCCAAAUCCCAAGGUACUGCCACUGGAUAAUAUAUCCAAGUGCAGGGCUAUCUUGCCGGCAGAGCUGCCAGAGUCGCGAGCUGCCAAGAUGGCAGUCAACCCAAAGCGGCGCAGAUCCCAGGCUGCCCAGGCAGCAUUGGAGCGCGCGAGAGCACGCACGGCGACAGUGCGCAGCCGCCAGGAAGCUGCGCUGGCCGCAGAGCGGCCGCCGGCGCUGCAGCGGGUUGCGGCCGCGGUCCCCGAGGGGCCGCUGUCGCUGCUGCGCAAGUGCUGCUUCCUGAGGGGCUUUGACAAGUACAUGAACCUCAUCCUGUGGGAGACGGAUGAGCACUACACGGUGCGGCUGAGAGUGGAGAGGAGCAAAGUUGUGGGCGUGCCUGCAAGGGAGAAGGCUGACCCAGCAGAGGACAGCCCUCAGCAAGGCAAUAAGAAGCGUGGCAAGAUGGAGAAUAGCCGAUUAAUUUGGAAGCAGGAGAAGCGGGUGAGACACCUCCAGCAAGUGCUGCUGAGGGGCAGCUCAAUCGUCCUUGUCAGCCUGGUGCCUGUGGAGCCUAACCAUUGA